UAGCCCCUGUUGUAGGACAGGAAAUUCUCCAACUGGACUGAUUCAUUUUUAUUUUUUCAGGCGAGUUGUCGUCAAAGAAUUCAUCUGUCGUCUCUAAAUUAAGUAAAAUAUAAGAACUUGAUACCAGUUCGUAGGGUUUGGGAAAGACAUGGCAGAUGAAAACACACAGUUCUGUGGCAACUGCAAGCGGGACAUUCCAGAGGCCAACUUCACAACCCAUGAGAUUCACUGUCGAAGAAACAUUGCACUCUGUGAUGUUUGCCAUGAGCCGGUUCCCCAAUCAGACCUUGAGGAACACAAGAUUCAGGAGCACACACAGAUUUUAUGCAAGUGUGGCUUGAAAAUUGAGAAGAAUUAUCUUGAUGUGCAUCAGAUCUCUGAGUGCUCCCAGCGGCUCGUUCCAUGCCAGUACUGUGAACUGGAGCUUGUUUUCAGCCAGUCCAAAGACCACGAGGAUUACUGCGGCGCACGCACUGAGCCUUGCCCGCACUGCAAGAACAACGUGAUGCUGCGAGAACAAGCCGUGCACUCGGUCACGUGUGGAAGCCUCACUCCUCCGCAAGAGAGAAACAACAGUAAAGCCAUGUUCACUCAAGUCGAACAGCCGUAUUCCGAUGUGUGGCUUGGAGCUCACUCCAUCAGAAACCACCUGGGAGGGCAAGACAGAGGUCCAAAAAACAAUAACAUCAGUGCGGUGGAACACGUAUUGUUUCCUCGCCUAUUCGACCCCCCAGUUUACAGCACUUCACAUGGACGUCAGGCGCUAACAAAUCAGAACACAACACCUCAGGGAACAACAUUUAGUCAAUCCCUGGAGCAGGGGGAUUUUCUGCUUGGCGGCGGYGACGGGUGGCCGCUCAGCGAUCACACAGCAGAUGAGGAUUCGUCAAACCUCGACUACAUGUUGGCUCUCAGCCUUCAGGGUGACGGAGAAACGGCUGGAGGCGCAGAGGGAAACGCAUGGAGCAGCAUCUGGGACCAAAAGGUUGAGGACACGUCUGGAACGUCUUCAUUCUUCAAGUCCAGCUUCAACCGUCCAAACUUAUCAGGAGGGACAAACACAGGCGAUGUCCAAGACAAGAGUCAGACAGAUACCAUGCUGCCUUGUGAGUUCUGUGAGGAGCUGUUUCCUGAAGAGGACCUUAUUUUGCAUCAGACCGGCUGCAGUCCAGCCUCUGCCUUUGCAUCUUUUAGCAAGCAGCCGUCCUCUCCACCUAAACCAGAGGAGACGACCCAGAGUUCAUCUGGACCAAUCCAAAGCAUUCCUGACACUCUGCUAUCUAACAGUCCCACCUUACCUCGGUCUGCCUCGCCAGCCUCGUACAGUUCACCUGUCAGUCCUCUAGAGGGCGAUACGCUCAUCCCGUGUGAGUUCUGUGGCGUGGCUCUGGAGGAGUCUGUUGUCUUCCAUCAUCAGGACAAAUGUGACAUGCACCCAGAGACUGCCCACCAGCUGAAUAACAGUGCACCUAUCAAAGAAAGUCCUGCAAAUAACACCUUUGGACAAAUGGCUCCAGAUUUUCAGAGAAGAAUGAAGCACCAAGCUGACGUUCUGGAGGAAGAUUUCGAGUCUUUCAGGACCACAACACCCAGACACGGCUUUGAAGCCUGGGACAGGGACUUUGGGCUUCCAGAUUUAAAGACGAAGCUGGGUGGUGAUGCAUCGUCAAGACCCAGAGCUCAGCAGGACAGGGAACCAGUAGGAGCUCCUUUCUUUUUCUGUGACACGGAGAUGCCAGGGUCUGCGUCGCUAAAAGGACCACAUAUUGCAGAAAAUGAAGAAGAAAGAGGGACCAACAGAACUCCAUUGCCAAAGUUACCCAAGAAGCAGAAUGAAGACAAGCAGGAAGACUGAGAGCCAGAUCCUCAAUAAAAAAAAUCUUCCAUCUCUACUUUUUAUGGAUAUUUGCACAUUUUUAAGGAAUUCUACAAACAAGUGCCUGUGGGAAAUUUAAUAUUUUGCUGUUUAUAUUCUGGAAAGUGUUACUUUUACCAUCUAAAUAAGAUUUUAUUAAAACACAUUGGGCUUGAUUUAAAGGCUCAGUCCCAUCUGAACUGAUUACAAGAUGAAUUGUAUUUGUUUGUUUUAAAAAAAAAAAGUGAAAAUUGAUGAAAGUACUAAAAUAUUGAAUUAAUUUCAGGUAAUUCUUACCUUAUUGAUGUCGUAGGCAUUUUGUUUUUGUUCUUGUGUGUGAGUUCCUUCAGGUUAUUUCUUUGUCCCUUUUUAGAUUUUUUUGCUUUAUUUCACAAAAAUGACUGCUAGAAUGCUUUGUUAAAAAGGGCUUAAAAAUGGAUUUGACCAAGAAAAACAUGUUUUGAAACUUAUGCUUUUGUAAUUUUAAACAGUUAUUUGUUCAUAAUAAUUUUCUGUUACAAUGUAGUAUAGUUUUUGUUCUUUCCUGGAACCUAUAGUUUGUUUUUGUGUUUAAUGAAUGAAAUUGAGGUGACGAUAAGGCCAAGUGUCUCCUGUGGCGUACUUUAAGAUGAAUUUAAAGUUUAGUUUGGUAAAUCAAAAUUUGUAACACGUUAAAAUGCAGAUAGUUGAGUUUAAAACUUUUUUUCCUGCAGCUGAACUGUGAGAAAACUUGUUUUUGUUUGCAUUAGGGUACACAGUUGAGUCUUUUUCUGUUGAAGAACAACUGAUGUAGUGUUUUUUUUUUUCGUGUGUUAAUUAAAAGUUUGAAUGAUGAUA
Austrofundulus limnaeus is the source of this 2692-nucleotide messenger RNA. It is a transcript of the gene trafd1, whose product is annotated as TRAF-type zinc finger domain containing 1. Gene Ontology annotation, biological process: negative regulation of innate immune response. Gene Ontology annotation, cellular component: mitochondrion. Bases 149 to 1855 code for a protein of 568 amino acids. Lineage: Eukaryota; Metazoa; Chordata; Actinopteri; Cyprinodontiformes; Rivulidae. The transcript is spliced from 12 exons. The record is from RefSeq and is a predicted model, not a curated record.